AUGUUUCAUGCAUUUACCAUCGAUAACCAUUCCCCAAGCAAUCUCAAGAAGAAAGGGUCUCUGGUACGAGACAUUAAGUUAAGUCAUCAAAUGAUAAACAGCAUAAAGCUUCAUGGCAUUCUCUUAUGGGUUUCAAUGGGACUUCUUAUGCCAAUGGGAGUUCUCUUCAUUAGAAUGGGAAAUAAAGCUACUGAGAAUGGAAGAAAAGUUAAAGUUUUCUUCUACCUUCAUGUCAUUUUCCAGUUCAAGACAAAUGGGAACAUUUUCAAAAGCAAAGAGUUGUUCUUGAUGAACCGGAUCAUCAUCAAAGUAGUAACACAAAUGGAAGAAGUAAUGACAUUCAAGUGGUAA
Molecule: messenger RNA, 351 nt
Organism: Eruca vesicaria subsp. sativa (arugula)
Lineage: Eukaryota; Viridiplantae; Streptophyta; Magnoliopsida; Brassicales; Brassicaceae
Source: the annotation of a GenBank genome assembly